CUAACCCUGAUUUGGGAUCGUGGAUUGGGAGAAGAUGUAGAUAGCGGAUGCAUUGCUUUGACCGAUGGUGAUCAGUCAUUCAAUAGGGACAUCAAAUACGUUCCCAUGCAAUGGUAUGAAACGCCUUCAGUUGUCACCUUUUCGCCAGAGUGCACUGGUGAUAAUCCUCUUGGCAUGGAAAAUGGUCGAAUCACAAAACAGCARAUAAGUGCAUCYUCAAUGUGGGACCCUUACCAUGGACCAAGUAAUGCCAGACUUAACUUUGCMAAAGACAGAGGUAAAAAAGGKUCUUGGUCAUCUAGAACAAAAGACGCAAACCAGUGGCUUCAGGUGGAUUUUMUUCAAAAUGUCAACCUCCAAAAAAUUGCGACACAAGGUCGACAAGACGCCGCCCAGUGGGUAACAAAGUACAAACUGGCUUAUAGUCCCGAUGGUUCGUCGUCUAGCUUUCAGACGUAUCAGGAAAAUGGAGUUGAUAAGGUAUAG
This is a messenger RNA of Exaiptasia diaphana, 486 nucleotides long. Its product is annotated as retinoschisin-like. Lineage: Eukaryota; Metazoa; Cnidaria; Anthozoa; Actiniaria; Aiptasiidae. The transcript has 3 exons. The record is from RefSeq and is a predicted model, not a curated record. Bases 106 to 486 code for a protein of 126 amino acids.